Molecule: messenger RNA, 2163 nt
Organism: Suillus subalutaceus
Lineage: Eukaryota; Fungi; Basidiomycota; Agaricomycetes; Boletales; Suillaceae
Exons: 8
Coding region: 1-2163 (720 amino acids)
Source: RefSeq, a predicted model, not a curated record
AUGGCACGAUCGAAGAAGGGGUCAAAAGCUUCCCAGCUGCCUGACCCUGCUCAAAAGAAGGCCGGGAGAAAGAAGAGAACGGCGACCACAAAGACAGCAUUAGCUGAUGUCAAAAAGUGUAAGGAACUUGGUAUAGAAACUCACCUUCAGGCAAACAACACGAGGGUGAACUAUGCCGGGCAUGUUCGACAUGGACGGGAAUGGCUAGCAAGCCACUUCGAAAGCCCAUGUUCCGAAGACCUGCUCGUUCCGAUGCCGUUGCUGCCUGCAAAUGUCGAAACGCAUGCCGAUAGUGACGUGUACGAUGACCUGGCCUUCAAAGAUGCGUUUGAUCGGAUACCAAACAGAUGCUCCGACAAAGCUCUGGCACUCUACAUGUCCCUGAAAGGGUUCCAUGAGAAUCUCUCCAAAACAACUGUCGAGAGCAUCCAUUCGGCAUUUAAAAAACUGUGGGAGUUAUCAGAUGGGGACACCUAUCGCGGAAAAUGGCACUUAAACGAGGCGAGACAGCGGUGGGAAGGAAAUCCCGCCGAUUCCGCAGACAUUUAUGACGUCCUGUCAUCCAUCAAGCAUAAAGCAAGUGCAGAGGGUGGAGACCGUACUCACUCGAUGGCAAUGACAAAGGACUACAUGGAUCGGACCCUCUGGUGGCAUCAGGCUUCAUGUCCACUGGAGAUUGCGGUGCAUAUGAUCCAGAAGGCGAUGACUGGUGCGCGGCCUUCAGAUAUGCAUCUAGACUUGGCCGUGAGGACACAACUCACCUGUCAUCUCGAACAAGUCGUGUUUGCAUCCAAUGGAUGGACGCUAUGGACAAGGUGUUUUGAGCUCAUCAAACUGCAACGAAAGGAUAUCUCACUUGAUGCAACUAUUUUGGACAGCCUGCUCAAAUCGUAUCUUGCAGGUGAGAUGCUGACGCUGCAUGAACGAGCGUCUCACUUCGAGAUCUUCCUCUCGAACCGUAAAGGGUGGCAAAAGAAGGUUGAUAAGGGCAAGUGGGAGGCAGAUUUAAGGUCAAAUCACUACAAGAUAUAUCCACGCCCCGACAUGCCAGCCUGUGACAACUUCUUCUGGACGUUAGUUUGGAUCAAAUGGCUUGAAUUAUUUCACUAUGCACGCACACUUCAGCCGAACGACUUCGUUUUCCCUGCAAUGAGUGCAAACGGUGUCAUGCACCCUGGACAGCCAAUCUCUCACGAUACUGUACAGAAAUGGAUCAAUGAGUCGACUGCCGGUGCCGGAAUCCUGGUGGGCCAACGGUGGACGCUUGCUAAAGUUCGGUGGUGGGGUGGAUGGGCUGAAGGCAAGCACUGUACGUUUCACCGUGAUACACUUGUUCGCUACCUCCUGGAUGAACUACAUACAUACGAGACUGACUACAGUGAUGCCCUUGCCCCCAUCUCCCGUGGUGCUGAUGCCUCCCUCGCUGGUGAAUAUGCUCUCGCAAGACCAGUGUCCACGGAAGAGCUCCGCAUGGUCCAUGCAUCUGUUGCAACAGAUGUCAACUCCCUGCACAACGAGAUUGGAUCAGUGAACAACUCACUGCGCUCACUAACAAGUGUAGUGCAGGCUGCCUGCACCACAGCAACCGCUCUCCAACUUCUUGAUUCAUCUCGCUUCACUGACGUCUCUUCAGAGUGUGCUUCCCGCACACCAACUCCAUCAUAUACUCCAUCUGGGCCUGUUGUAGGAGCGCAUGCUGCUGCUCCACAGCUGCCACCUGCUAGGCCUGUCAUCAACCAAAUUCCUACCCUGCCAUCCAUCUACACUGCCACAUUGCCACAGCAACAGCUCCCUGCCACGCUGUCCAUCCGUGUCACUUCACAGAAGCUCCCUACAGCUGGCCUCGUCAUCCCUCGGGUGCCAGUAUCUCGUCCCAACGGCACUACCAGCCCGAAGAGCAGGUCCUGGAAGGAGAUUGUUGAACACUGGCUUGUUGGCGAUCCCGACAGAGGACUGGAAUGGUACCAAGGCGCCAACCGACGGUUCGCAUCAAAGUACCAUCAGAGGGCCACAAUCGCGCUGGAGUUCAUUAAUGAGUAUGAUUCAAACGAGGCCCACUUCCUUGCAUCUUAUCCGGAGGCCAAACUGGGGCACACACAGCUCCUCAAAGCCAUAAACGAGGCGCGCACUGCACGAGGAGAGCGUGUUUCUCGCAGAAAGUGA